Molecule: messenger RNA, 1428 nt
Organism: Limulus polyphemus (Atlantic horseshoe crab)
Lineage: Eukaryota; Metazoa; Arthropoda; Merostomata; Xiphosura; Limulidae
Exons: 1
Coding region: 1-1428 (475 amino acids)
Source: RefSeq, a predicted model, not a curated record
AUGGAGGACGGAUUUUUUCAGACCGUGUUCAACUUUGCCAUCAGCAGAGAUAAAAAACUGGAAGAAAUUCACAGCUCAAUUCCACGCAACGCAAAGUAUACGUCACCUGAAAUCCAUAAUCAAAUUCUCGGUCUACUCGCAAAAACUAUCCAGCAAAGAAUCCGAAAUGAAGUUGGUGAUAAGAAGUAUACAAUAAAGGUGGAUGAAACUCGCGAUAAGUGCAACCGUGAAAAUCUGUACUUAUGUGUGAGGUACUUGCAAGACGGAAAUAUUGUUGAACAUCUACUUGCAGUUAUUCAAGUUUCCAGUUUUGACGCACAUUCCUUGAUUGUCUCCAUCAUAGCAAUACUUCAAGAGCAUAGCUGCAGUUUGGAAAACGUUCUUAGCCAAUGCUAUGAUGGAGCUAGUGGGAUGUCAGGACGAUCUGGGGGUGUUCAAAAACUUCUCCAGGAAAGACUGUGCCAAUCUGUCCCCUACGUGCAUUUCCUAAACCACCAGCUACACCUUGUAGUUGUGCAUACGAUUUCGGCUGCAGAUGUUAACGUGGACGCCUUUUUUGGCACUUGCAACAUCCUGUACAACUUCAUACAUAAGCCAACUGUGUCUGUUCACUACACUGGGCAAGCACUGAAGCGACUGUUGGAACACCGGUGGACUGGCCACCUAGCUACUGUGAAAGUCAUAACUGGAUCAUAUAAAGCUAUCUUGACGAUUCUGUCAGACAUUGCCACAAAUGAGAAUAACACAUUCGUACCUGAAUUAGUGGUGGAGAUAAUCGGAUUGUUGAAGCUGAUCAAAAAGAAACCCUUUCUGUUCCGUGUUGUAGCUAUCCACAAAGCAUUGAGUAUACUAACUCCUGUCAACAUUCAUCUACAAUCAGUCAGUAUCAAUCUGAUGCAGGCCUUGAUGCUGAUAUCAUCUUCGCGAGCAUCCAUUGCUUUGUUGAGAACCGAUGAAACAUUUAUCACUUUGCUAGAUGAAGUUAAGCUAAUUCUGCAAAAUACUGCAGGUGAUGAUAACAGUGUAACAGUACAAGACCAUCAGCCUAAAGAAAGGAGAAGACGUCGUGAAAACUCUGGUUUCAAAGACUACAUUGUUGACCAUCUGCACAGAGAUAACACCAAUUUAUCAGAAAAUGAUAACCUCAAACGAUCGUGGUUCUGUCUAAUUGACAGUAUCCUGUUUGAGCUUGAUGAACGUUUCUCGGAAAAAAAAUCGCAUCUUAUUUGUGCCAUGGAGUCACUAUAUCCCGAAUCAGAACAUUUCUUUGACAAAGACCGAAUGGGAUUUCUCGCAGACUUGAUCGGCCUUGAAAUGGACAGCUUUGUUUUGGCUCAAAUUGAUGUUGCCAAAAAUAUAUCAGUGACCACUGGAGGAAAAACGACAAACAUAACCUUUUGUCUGUUUUGCAACAGCUUUUCCAUUUGA